GAAGAACCACAAUAACCUCUGAUAAAAAUGCAUAUAUCAACAAUGCCCUUCCUCCACCACACCACCACCUCCUUCGCCUCCUACCAUUCCGAUCGUCUCCAAUCCCUGGGAUCGCCGUCGUCAUUUUCCGGUUUUGUCUAUUCCGUUAUUUUAUUCCUUUCUCGGACGCCUCUUGAAGUUUCGGUAUGGAGCCGAUGGACAUAGUUGGAAAGUCUAAAGAGGACGCCUCGCUUCCAAAGGCGACUAUGACCAAGAUUAUCAAAGAGAUGUUGCCCCCUGAUGUACGGGUUGCAAGAGACGCUCAAGAUCUUCUGAUUGAGUGUUGUGUGGAGUUUAUAAACCUUGUAUCAUCAGAGUCUAAUGAAGUUUGUAGCAAAGAAGAAAAAAGAACAAUUGCACCUGAACACGUGCUCAAGGCUCUUGAGGUGCUUGGUUUUAGUGAAUACAUUGAGGAAGUUUAUGCUGCAUAUGAACAACACAGGAUCGAAACUAUGAAACUUCUGCAGCAAGACUCAUUGAAAGGAGGAAAGUGGAGUAAUGGAGCUGAGAUGACCGAAGAAGAAGCUUUGGCUGAGCAACAAAGAAUGUUUGCCGAGGCACGUGCAAGAAUGAACGGCAGUAAUACUGCACCGAAGCAACCGGAGCCUGAGCAAAGUUUAGAGAGCUAAUUUUAGGAUCUUUAUUUUCUUCAACCAUAGGCAAGAUUCCUUGACCCCCUUCCAUUUGUGCCUCAAAUAUGCCUUGUGCAUAUGUACAAAAAAGAAAUGAUUAACCUAGCUACUGGGCUCUGUGAAGAUGCAUUGUAAUAUAUAUCCAUAUUUGCGGAUCCAUGUUUAGUUAUUAAUACAAGUAGUGACUGUUUAAAUC
Messenger RNA from Cucumis melo (muskmelon), 867 nucleotides. RefSeq names its product protein Dr1 homolog. The coding region runs from base 186 to 668 and encodes 160 amino acids. The record is from RefSeq and is a predicted model, not a curated record. Lineage: Eukaryota; Viridiplantae; Streptophyta; Magnoliopsida; Cucurbitales; Cucurbitaceae. Gene Ontology annotation, molecular function: protein heterodimerization activity. The transcript is spliced from 6 exons.